Molecule: messenger RNA, 1548 nt
Organism: Mustela erminea (ermine)
Lineage: Eukaryota; Metazoa; Chordata; Mammalia; Carnivora; Mustelidae
Gene: ATP1B3
Product: ATPase Na+/K+ transporting subunit beta 3
Exons: 7
Coding region: 204-1046 (280 amino acids)
Biological process (GO): sodium ion export across plasma membrane; potassium ion import across plasma membrane; intracellular potassium ion homeostasis
Cellular component (GO): sodium:potassium-exchanging ATPase complex
Molecular function (GO): ATPase activator activity
Source: RefSeq, a predicted model, not a curated record
GACGUCAGGCUCCCGCGGCCCGAGCGGCCGCCGGGCUCGCGCGGCGCAGUAGGCUCGAGUGCGCUCCGCAGCGAGGUGGUGUCUUCGGCCGUCCCGCUGUCCGCUGCCGCCGGGCUGUGCCGCUUGAGCCGGGACGCGCCUCCGCGCUCCUUGCCGCCUCCAUCCCCGCGGCCGCCGCUCUCCUCGCCGUCUGCACACACACCAUGACGAAGAAAGAGAAGAAGUCCUUCAACCAGAGCCUAGCCGAGUGGAAGCUCUUCAUCUACAACCCGACCACCGGAGAGUUUCUGGGGCGCACCGCCAAGAGCUGGGGUUUGAUCUUGCUCUUCUACCUAGUCUUUUAUGGAUUCCUGGCUGCCCUCUUCUCAUUCACAAUGUGGGCUAUGCUUCAGACUCUGAACGAUGAAGUUCCAAAAUAUCGUGACCAGAUUCCUAGUCCAGGACUUAUGGUUUUUCCAAAACCACUAACUGCAUUGGAAUAUUCAUUCACUGUGUCUGAUCCAGAGUCCUAUCAAGGGUACAUUGAAGACCUUAGGAAGUUUCUAAAACCUUACAAUUUGGAAGCACAGAAGAACCUCACAGCCUGUCCUGAUGGAGCACUUAAUGAACAGAAGGGUCCAGUUUAUGGUGCAUGUCAGUUUCCUCUUACUUUACUUCAGGAGUGCAGUGGUGUGGAUGAUCCAGAGUUUGGCUACUCCAAAGGAAAUCCUUGUGUUCUUGUGAAAAUGAACAGAAUAAUUGGAUUAAAACCUCAAGGAGAACCAAGGAUAGAAUGUACUUCAAAGAGUGAAAACACAGCAGCUCUAUCAACUUAUCCACCCAAAGGAACUAUAGAUUUAAAAUAUUUUCCAUAUUACGGGAAAAAACUGCAUGUGAGUUAUCUGCAGCCAUUAGUUGCUGUCCAGGUCUCCUUUAAUGCUACCAGCAGUACCGUAAAUGAAGUAACAGUCGAGUGCAAGAUUGAUGGAUCACCCAACCUAAAAAACCAGGAUGAUCGUGACAAGUUUUUAGGACGAGUUGUGUUCAAAGUCACAGCACGUGCAUAGUAGGAGUUAGGCUGUCUCCACAGAGUAAAUGUUGUGUUGUCUGUCUUCAUUUUGUAUCAGCUGGACCUGCCAUUCUAGAAUUACGAGACCACCUUGGAGAAAGGUGGGGUGGUACAUGACACUGGGGUAACAUUAUAAUGUGCUUCCAGAUCAUAGUGUUCAGUGUCCUCACGUAACUGCCUGUUGCCUCUGCUGCCUUUUGAACCAGUGUACAGUCGCCAGAAAGGGACCGUGAACACCAAUUCCGAACAUGUAGUAUGGGGGUCUUAUCGUAUUUUUAUGUGGUUUAAUUGCCAACUGUCUAAAGCUUAAUGUGCUGUGCUAUGUAAAUAUUUUAUAGAUUUAACACUGGUUAACUGUCAUAUUUUGAUGCCAGCAAAGUUUUAGGGAUAAAAUGGUACCUGAACAUCAUCAAGUGACUCUAUAGCUGCAAGAAAUGUAUGGGGAGAAGGUCUGUAUGUGAGGAGGAAAAAAGAAAAUAAAAGUGGAUUUGAAAGGUUGA